UUUCAUUAUCAGUCUCCCCCUAUCGACACAGCAGUGCAGUACGACUCUAGUCCAAUCGCCCCAAAUCGUAAUCUCUGCGAGAGAGGUGACAUCAAGCGUUUAAAGGGCCGAGGUAGUAAUUUUGGUUGUGACAGUCGAGGCAGAGAUUCUCUGUCCUGUGCUUGACCGCUGCCGCUGCCGCUGCCCACCUCUACACCCACUCUCAGCAGCACGGCCAUCAUUCCGGCUUGUUCCGCUCAAGGACAGGAGAGAGAAAGGAGGGAAAAGGAAGAGAGUCAAGCCGCCUCGUCAACGGGAAUCGCCAGAUUAUAAUCUGAGCUGAUCCCGGAAAAAACAAGCACUUUAGCCAAAUAACCAAAAAACAGAAGUGAACAUGAAGACCUUUCUCCUCUCUAUUAUUCUCUGUAUUUUCUUUAUACAUCAUUCCCUUACACAAAGUGACUCUGAGCUUAUAGUAACAACUAGGUUAGGUCGUGUCCAGGGUAUACGCUUGCCCACCCCAGAUCGAAGCCAUGUUGUUGCUUUUCUGGGAAUUCCAUUUGCAGAACCUCCUGUAGGAAAAAAGCGUUUUAAGCCAGCUGAGCCCAAAAAGCCAUGGAAUGAUGUGUUUGAAGCCGCAGAUUAUCCCAAUGCUUGCUAUCAGUAUGUGGACACUUCAUUUCCUGGCUUUCCUGGCAGCGAAAUGUGGAACCCCAACAAGAUGAUGAGUGAGGAUUGCUUAUACCUAAAUGUGUGGGUUCCUGCUUCCCCUCGGCCACACAACCUCACUGUUAUGGUAUGGAUAUAUGGUGGAGGCUUCUACAGCGGUUCUUCCUCUCUAGAUGUCUAUGACGGUCGCUAUCUAGCACAUUCUGAGAAGGUGGUGGUGGUCUCUAUGAACUAUCGUGUGGGUGCUUUUGGCUUUCUUGCCCUUAAUGGCUCCUCUGAGGCUCCUGGAAAUGUGGGACUGUUAGACCAGAGAAUGGCACUCCAAUGGGUCCAGGACAAUAUUCACUUUUUUGGAGGCAAUCCUAAGCAGGUGACCAUUUUUGGGGAGAGUGCUGGUGGAGCCUCAGUUGGCAUGCAUCUUCUGUCCCCAGAGAGUCGCCCCAAAUUCACCCGUGCCAUUCUGCAAAGUGGUGUGCCAAAUAGCCCUUGGGCUACAGUAAGCAUGGAUGAGGCUCGAAGAAGGGCCACCAAGCUGGCCAAAUUCGUAGGCUGUCCUGAUGAUGAUGACACUGAGCUAAUUGACUGCCUUAGGAACAAGCAACCACAGGAGCUUAUUGACCAUGAGUUCCAGGUACUCCCAUAUAGCAGCCUAUUUCGUUUUUCGUUUGUGCCUGUGGUUGAUGGUGUGGUGGUCCCUGAUAACCCUGAAGCCAUGUUGAACUCAGGGAACUUUAAGGAUACCCAAAUUCUUUUGGGUGUAAACCAGGAUGAAGGGUCAUAUUUCUUGAUUUAUGGUGCACCAGGUUUCAGCAAGGACAAUGAUAGUCUGAUCUCAAGGGAAGACUUUCUACAAGGUGUUAGAAUGAGUGUUCCUCAUGCCAAUGAUAUUGGAUUGGAGGCAGUUAUCCUUCAAUACACAGACUGGUUGGAUGAAGACAACCCUUUGAAAAACCGCGAGGCAAUGGAUGACAUUGUGGGAGACCAUAAUGUAAUCUGCCCCCUGCAGCACUUUGCAAGAUCCUAUGCUCAAUAUAGUUCCAACGCUGCCCAGUCGGGAGCAACAGGAAACUUUGGUUGGGCAAAUUCAGGCCCAGCAAUCAACAGCGGCCAAUCACAAGUGGCUGUGUACCUCUACCUCUUUGACCAUCGAGCCUCUAACCUGGCCUGGCCUGAGUGGAUGGGAGUGAUCCAUGGCUAUGAAAUUGAAUUUGUGUUUGGCCUGCCUUUGGAGAAGAGGCUUAACUACACUGCAGAAGAGGAGAAGCUCAGUCGACGUAUGAUGAGAUACUGGGCUAAUUUUGCUCGUACAGGCAAUCCCAAUAUCAACGUUGACGGAUCCGUAGAGAGCCGACGGCGAUGGCCUCUCUUCACAGCAACAGAGCAGAAGCAUGUGGGCCUAAACACAGAUGCAAUGAAGGUGCACAAAGGGCUGAAAACACAGCUAUGUGCCCUGUGGAACCGGUUUCUGCCUCGCCUACUUAAUAUAACUGACAACAUUGACGAUGCUGAACGGCAAUGGAAGGCAGAAUUCCACCGCUGGAGCUCCUACAUGAUGCAUUGGAAGAGCCAGUUUGACCACUACAGCAAGCAGGAGCGUUGUACAGAUCUGUAGACAUGCGGAGAAUGUGAGACAUGGAGAGAAUGCAAGAAAAUAAAAAUUAGAGAAGAGUGAUGACCAUAUUACUCUAUAGUCUCAGGAGCCCUCUGAUAGAAUGUCAAUCGUUCUCUGAGCCACUGUAGAUUAUGCCCUUUACUGAUGGGUUCCUCUGAGUAGGUAGAAGAUUUAAUAUGGGAAGGUUAUAGUUAUAUGCUAUGUAGUAUAUCAUUUGCCACCUGUAUAUUGUUAACUAUUGCAUUAUUUUGCAUUUAAAUGCUAUUACAAUUGCCCUAGACAGUUGUUUGACAGUGCUGUAUGUUAACUGCAGGAAGAGACUAUUAAAAGUUUCGGUCAUCGUUGAGGAUGUACAAGAGAACAUGUUAAAGGUGUGAUAUUACCUCUGAUAAUUGUGUCUGUGUGUCAGUAUACCUAUACCAGUUCACUCAUCCUCAGGAUCCCACGUUUUCCUUUUUUUACUUUGAUUUGCUUAAGCUAUAAUUGCUGCUUGACCAUGUGUGCAUUUGUCUAUAUUCCUCUUCUAUCAUGUCAGCCGUCUUCACUGUUUAAAUUUUAUGUGUGGCCUGUGGUUAUGUGCUGUCUCUAUGUGGGUCCAGAACAAUUCUUUGAUAUCACAUAUAAGGGAAUCAUUUCAGCCCAUGCUCAAUGUGCUGGCUCUAUACUGCACUGAUGUGUUUGUUCUGGCUUCCAGAAAUGUGUGUGUAUGCCAUGUCUGUAUAUUAUACUCAUAUGUAAAAAUUUUCAUCUUGUUUGAUACACCUAUUGCAUGCAUACUGGUGCUCACAGCAUGUUCCACCUCUAUUUAUGUGUGUUUGUGAGGGUGUGCAAGCUAAAAAGUGACUGUGUAAGAGUAUAUCCGAAUCGAGCGCCUCCACGGGUCAGUAUCCAUUAUCUCCUGUCUAUAUGUAGCACACCACUUGUGAAAGUCACCUCCACUUUCAUUAUAUUUACGUGGGCACUUUGUGCAUGUGUGCAAAUCCUAAAGAGAGAGGUCUGUAACUACUGUGUCAUGCCUGUGUGCCAAAGAGUCAAUAACUUUUUUCCACUACUGGCUCCCCUCCCAGUAGGAAAGAAUUUUCAUUACGGUAAUGGAAGGAGUGUAAUUUAGUUAGUGCUCAUUUGAAACGACGGCCUGCUGUGUCAGCCAUCUUAACCCCAGCUUCGCCAUCACUCAACUUAUGCAUUUGGUAGAUGAUGCAGGAAAGCAGAGUGUUUAAAUGGGAGUGCUUAGGGAGCAGACAUUUACAGGAGCCAACUAGAGUUCUUUACUCAUUCUCAUUGUUUUGUAUGUCCUUUUUUCCUUUUUAGUUGCAUGCUUGCACUAAUUAUAAAAUGUAGAAGAAUACACAGAGUGUUUUCAGUUUGCUCAUAUCUGAUUCAAAUAUUAUGUACUAUAUUUAUUAUAUACUUUUUGGACACUUACUUUGUCAUCAUUUAAUGUACAAUUUUUCCUUGCUCUUAUCUUCUGACCGUAUCUAGCUCACUAUAUUUGUACAUUUUAAAGUGUGGUUGUUUUUAUGCUACUGUGAGUCACACCACUGAUUUAUUCACACAUUAUUUCAGUAUAGUUAAUCUCUCCACCAGUUAUUAACACUGUGGAAGUGCAAGCCCUCCAGCAAGUAUAACGAUUAGCUGUAAUUAUAUGUAACCUCACAAGUUGACAGGACAAGGGAGUUUUACAUGGAAAACAUUUUGAAAAUAAAAUAAUAAAAUGCUAUAUUAAAUUAUUUUGAUAUGAGAUAUGAGAACAGAUAAGUGAAAUAAAUGCAUGUGCCAGCAGUGUGGCUGGGGAAUGUGCUUGCCUGUUGCUGCUCUUGCAUCUUUUGCUCAAUGACAAUUUUUCCUUAUCUCUUCUGUCCAGUGAAAAGACCCGUGCAUGUCAUAAAUCUCCACUCCAAUUGAUUCUGUACUCACAAAUUUGAUUGUUAAACCUUGUAACCAUAAUCCAGUGCUGAUGUUUAUUAUAUUAUACAUCUAUAUCUAUUAAACAUUAUUAUUAGCCCUGAGAUUGAGGUCAGCAAUAAGAGAUUAUAUUUGGAGUGGAAUAUAUUGGAAUUGACAAUAAUUUCAUUGGUAAUAAGCAUGGUUUGCGAUAUGGUGAUUGAUAAAUCACUAUAUCUGGACAAAUGCAUUUGUAUCUAUUUUUUUUUCUUCAGUAAAAAACUAUUUUGGGGUCUUUACUGGUUUAUGUGCUGUUGCAAUCAGUUAAUCAAUUACAUACUGUAAUCAAUGUGAACACUUAACGGUGUGUGAUUAUGUUCUAGACUAUCAUUUGUGCAUCCUCAAAUUGAUAGCUUUUUUCAUAUUGCACCCUAAUCAUUAUUCUUUCUGGUCCAGACAUUGCCCACUGUGCCAAACUUGUGUGGUGACAGCAUUGUGCUAUUACUCUGCAUGGUACUACUGCUGCCUCUUGGGCAUUGUAUUUGAAGUCCUCCAACAAAACCUCAUUAAAACGGUCUGACUAAACUGAAA
Molecule: messenger RNA, 4735 nt
Organism: Hemibagrus wyckioides
Lineage: Eukaryota; Metazoa; Chordata; Actinopteri; Siluriformes; Bagridae
Gene: ache
Product: acetylcholinesterase
Exons: 5
Coding region: 374-2260 (628 amino acids)
Biological process (GO): choline metabolic process; acetylcholine catabolic process
Cellular component (GO): plasma membrane
Molecular function (GO): acetylcholinesterase activity
Source: RefSeq, a predicted model, not a curated record